CGUAGCGACGUUCCGUGGUCCUGCCUGCCCUUCACAUCCGUCCACAUUCUAGCAGACUCCGUUUCCAGACGCAGCACUAUGGCCCUGCUCAAGUCCAACAAGGUGAUCCACUGUCUGGGGAACAUCUCCCCCUGCCUGGGAGUUUUGUCCACCCGCAGCAGCUCAUGGUGGGGGGGUGUUCAGAUGGGUCCCCCCGAUCCCAUUCUGGGUGUCACCGAGGCCUUCAAGAGGGACACCAACCCCAAGAAAAUGAACCUGGGUGUUGGAGCCUACAGGGAUGACCAGGGCAAGCCCUUUGUGCUGAGUUGUGUCCGCAAGGCUGAAGCUUUGAUUGCAUCCAAGCAGAUGGAAAAGGAGUACCUUCCCAUCGGGGGUCUGGGGGAGUUUAACAAGGCCUGUGCUGAACUGGCUCUUGGUGAUAAUAAUGAUGUCUUGAAGAGUGGCAGGAGCAUCACUGUCCAGACCAUCUCAGGAACUGGAUCUCUGCGCGUUGGAGCCAACUUUUUGUCUCGUUUCCACGCGGGUCCGCGUGAUGUGUACCUUCCCAAGCCCUCAUGGGGAAACCACACGCCCAUCUUCAGAGACGCUGGGAUGCAGCUCAAAGCAUACCGGUACUACGAUCCCUCCACCUGUGGCUUUGACUUCAAAGGAGCUUUCGAGGACAUCUCUAAAAUCCCGGAGCAGAGUGUGAUCCUCUUGCAUGCUUGUGCCCACAACCCAACAGGUGUGGACCCCAGGCCUGAGCAGUGGAAAGAGAUUUCUGACAUUGUGAAGAAAAGGAACCUGCUCGUGUUCUUUGAUAUGGCCUAUCAGGGCUUUGCCAGUGGAGACAUCAAUCGUGAUGCCUGGGCUGUGCGCCACUUCAUCGAACAAGGCCACAACAUCGUGCUGUCCCAGUCCUUCGCUAAGAACAUGGGACUCUAUGGUGAGCGUGUGGGAGGCUUCACUGUGGUGUGUAAUGAUGCAGAGGAAGCAAAGAGAGUGGAGUCCCAGAUUAAAAUCCUCAUCAGACCCAUUUACUCUAACCCACCGAUUAACGGUGCAAGAAUCGCAACUACCAUCCUCAACACACCGGAUCUCCGUUCACUGUGGCUUGAAGAGGUGCACGGUAUGGCUAACCGCAUCAUUAAGAUGAGAGAGCAGCUGGUGGCUGGUCUGAAAAAGGAGGGCUCCAGCCACAACUGGCAGCACGUCAUCGACCAGAUUGGGAUGUUCUGCUUCACAGGCCUAAAACCUGAGCAGGUUGAGCGCUUGAUAAAUGAAUUCUCAGUGUACAUGACCAAGGACGGCAGGAUUUCCAUGGCAGGCGUGACCUCUGGAAACGUGGGCUACCUGGCACAUGCGAUCCACGAGGUCACCAAGUAGAGCGCGUCCUGCUGGGAGAGCUACAAAAUCAAAGCAGCAGGGUUAAACUGAGGCUUUAAACCUCACUUGCUGUCUGCUCCAUUCCACCUUUUAGAAAUGAGCUCAUUAUUUAGUUAGACCUUUUGUUUGGAUUUCAUCAUGAGUUUCACAGUCUGAAUGAUUGCUGCUUAUAAAUGGUUUAAUUUCCAGUUAAUGUAUGUCAUUUAUCCAGCAUCUCUGCUACCAGUCGCCCCUGCCAAAUUGUAAAGCAUUUUCUCCCUCGGAGUCAGAUAAUGUUUCAUUUUGAUUUUGGAUAUCAUGUGCAAUCAGCUUUUAGCUUUGUCUUCUAAGUGUGUCCUGUUACUCUGAUUGGGCCUCACUUGUUUAAGACAUCAGAAAACAUUAAAUUUGUGGCACUUAAUGGGCUCUACAGCACUGUUUGACUCUGGCACUUUUUUUUUUUUUUUAUCAUUAGGCUUUACUGUACCUCAUUUACUGAUUGACAAAUGCCUGGUGAUAAUGCACUCACUGUCAGCUUGUGACUGUGGUCAUCUGAACGGUCAAUCAGUCAGUAAUCAAAUCUCCUGUCAAUGUUUAGAAUAUCCCCUAUCCCUCGUAUGCAGCACUUUUCCCAGUUGGGUUUGUGAAUCUCAUACUGGUUCCACAUUUUAACCUCCUAAGAAGCAAAUGAGCCAAAAUUAUUUCUUGAAAUCCAGGCAGAAAGAAUUAGUAAAUUUUGUAUUUGUUGUUCUCUCAAAUCAAAUGCCCACAGGCUUAUAUUUAAACCCAGUACAGAUGUCUCUAUAGAUGAGUGGGAUUUUUGACACUGGAUAGUUCAGUGAGCGUGUUGAUCUUAAGGCACAGAUGCUAUUUAACUCCAGUCUGCUCAUUGCCUUUGUUUUUCAUACUGUCAGAAAUUCAUGGAUCACUGGUCAUUAAAGAGAUGAUAAAGUAA
Molecule: messenger RNA, 2299 nt
Organism: Betta splendens (Siamese fighting fish)
Lineage: Eukaryota; Metazoa; Chordata; Actinopteri; Anabantiformes; Osphronemidae
Gene: got2b
Product: glutamic-oxaloacetic transaminase 2b, mitochondrial
Exons: 10
Coding region: 79-1365 (428 amino acids)
Biological process (GO): L-aspartate catabolic process; biosynthetic process
Cellular component (GO): mitochondrion
Molecular function (GO): L-aspartate:2-oxoglutarate transaminase activity; pyridoxal phosphate binding
Source: RefSeq, a predicted model, not a curated record